Brassicogethes aeneus is the source of this 1102-nucleotide messenger RNA. Lineage: Eukaryota; Metazoa; Arthropoda; Insecta; Coleoptera; Nitidulidae. The record is from the annotation of a GenBank genome assembly.
GUGGUUCAUUUGAACUACUCAUAAUCUAACCUCAAAACAGAAAGCAUCAAAAUAUUGCGUUUUUAACGCAAAAUGGGCAGAAAAAUACCAGGGCGUAAGCACCACGGUGUCAGGGAUCCGGAGAAGCAAGCCGCCGUGCGAUUUGAUAAAAUAAAGGAUAAAAUUAACGCCCCGCCGUCGCAUCCCGAUGCACAGGAUAUACCGAAGAGUUUGUCGAGGAUCAUGGAGUUGAAGGAUAAGGUUAAAAGUGGGUAUUACUAUGGUAAGAGCAAAAAAAACGUGAAGAAAGUUGUUGAGGUUAAGAAAGUUGUUAAACCAGUGAAAAAUAAGGGAGAUAGUAAGAAGGCGGUAAAUAUCGUGGAGGAGAAGCCUAUACCAGAGUUCAAGCAACGCCCUGGCGAGAAUGACAGGCACUUCUUGCUUAGAGUUAAUCGUAUUUGUCAAAGUGUACAACGAGAAGCUGCUUUUGAGGAGAAAUACGGUGUUGACAUUAAAAGGAACGCCGAGACGGGACAAGUGGAAGAAGUCAAAAAAAGGCCAAAAGAUGAACUACAAGUUUUGAUAAACAAAGCCAAAAAAGAGAGCAAGGAUAAACAAAACAAAAAGAAGAAAAAGAAAAAGAAGGAUGAGGGUCCGAAAUUGAGUAAAUCGCAGAAAUGGCAGCUAAAGAAGAACGAAAAAAAGAAUAAGAAAGCUGAAAAACCCAUGGACUUCAAUGAUUUUAAGGAUGAGGUUAAAUUUGGUGAAAUUGUUCACGCACCACCGACCUUAUCUGCCCCCAGGAGGGUGACAAAACUUGAAAGUGCACCCAGACCGGGUAGCAAACAAUUGCUGCUGAAAUCCAUGCUGGAGCCAAAGAAUAAUAAUAAUAAUACCAUUAAAGAGCAAAAAAGUGAGAAAGUUGUAAAAAAUAGUUUGAAAAAGUUGAAGGAAAUAAAAAACAAAACCAUUGACAAAAAGGGGAAAAGAAAAGAUCUUCCAAAUGCUUUGAGAAGACAGCUGGAUAAACAACAGAAAGAAAUUAUUGAGGCUUACAAACAGUUGAAAGCUAAAAAAUAUGGUUCAUAGUUUUAUGUGUUAAUAAAUUGUUUUUAUAUUAAGU